Messenger RNA from Aspergillus ibericus CBS 121593, 1722 nucleotides. RefSeq lists its product as uncharacterized. The transcript is spliced from 11 exons. The record is from RefSeq and is a predicted model, not a curated record. Bases 1 to 1722 code for a protein of 573 amino acids. NCBI's taxonomy places the organism in Eukaryota, Fungi, Ascomycota, Eurotiomycetes, Eurotiales, Aspergillaceae.
AUGGUAUACAGGUAUAAGGACUGUCGGCCAGGCAGGCCUGGGGUAGGACUAAAAUAUGAAUCUCUGAAUGUGAUGUUCAAGAGAGAACUUGACUACUAUCGCCAUAAGUUUCGCUAUACGCUCUGCAAAGUUUACGAGACGAUCUCGUAUUUAGAUUCUUCAGAGAUCACAGAGCUUUUCGACGACGUUAAAUCAUCGGGACAAAUUACGGAUUACGAAUUACGUAACGCAACAAUCACAGAGUCCGUUUCUCCUCUGCCGACUGUCGGACCGCAUUCCCCAAGUGGACAGGGUACCCUGGCCCCGCUCAGUAGCCAGACAUACAUUCCUAUUACCGAAAACCAGCUUUAUGCGCCUACUGGUUGGCAGGAUAACUUAGGUUUGGAAGGACCGACUUUGAAAGAACCCGAUCAUCAACCCUUGUUGAACGCGGAAGAUCCGAAUUUUUCCAUCCUUGGCCCUCAGUCGGCAGACAGCCCUCAAUUCUUACCAUAUGCUGAAAUCGCGACCGCCGACCGAGAAAUAUUUUCAGAAUUCACGUCGGCACAGUCACAGGCGACAGAUUUGUUUUCAGCUACCGAGCUUAAUGAGCCUAUCACAGCCACGGCCAAUAGCUUGCCACUGGAGCCUGCAUUAUGUAUGCUUCAACCAGAUGGCCAAGGCAAUCUGUCUUAUCCGACCCCUUCAAGUAGCUGUGAUUCCCCUGAGACUGAGCUGCGCGAGCUCACACCCGCUGCUCCAGCAUCCGCAUCACGGAAUCGGGCAAGUAAGUCCAAAAGUACGACGAAGCGGAAGCGUAUUCGCAGGCAAGGUAAUUCACAGGAUACCAUGGCCGAAGAGGCUGUCUACUCGCUUCUUAAGCCGUGCGUAUUCGAGAGGAAAACGAUCAAGAAGAAGGACCGCAAAAAAACAGACGUAAUGCAGGAAGACGUUGUGGAGACGUGGAUCGCCAGCGAAUCACGGGGGCAACACGCACUAGGUAUUCCCAGUAAAUGGAGGGGAAUUGAAGCAGCUGCGGAAUACUUUACAGAGUUGCACUCAAAGAAGAUUACUGACCCUGUCUCCUCUUGGGUAGCAGAGCUGCUACACUUUAUAAACUACCACGAUAUGUGCAAACGACCAAUGGACUUUUGCUCUCGGCCGCCAAAAGAAGGGGAAGACAAAAUAGAGACACAUGUUCUGAACUGCAUCGUUGAAGCCAUCCCCAGAUAUUUUAAACAAGACCUCCCCUUGGACAAACGUCGCGACAUGGUCAGCAAUGUGAUACGAUAUGGAAGAUGGUGGUGGAGACUUUCCCAUUGGCUUGGGGUCAGUAUUCUGCUGCUUGGAGACGACGAAUUGUUCCAAAUGAUGAAGAGUAAGAUGUUCACAAAUAAACAGAUUGAUGCCCUUAUUACCUAUGCCUUGCGCGGACGGCUAGGGACAGUCAAACUAUUUCGAUUAUCGGAUCCUGUUAUGAGAGCAUUAAUCCGGGGGACAGUCAGUCAAGAAUUAAAAGACGCUGUUUAUUCCAGUGGUUCUCGUCUUUUUACGGAAACGAUAUUGGAAUGUGCUCUUGGUGAGGAUACAGCAUUAGUCCAAGAAAAUCCCGGGGUGUCUUGGACGAAUGCUGUGCUAGACGAUAAAGACCCUGGGGAUAGUUUAUUUGCAAUUUUGGGUAUCUCCGACACAUCACAGCCCAAAACACAUUGUAGUCAACUGCUUUGCGAUUCCAGUGCCUGA